CAAGUGCCGUCGUUUGCUCCAACAAUAAAACGCGUUGGAGCCGUGUGUUUUGUAUGUUGUUAUACUAGAAAAAGUGAAAAGCUCGCUCGGAAACCAUGUAAAGACUUCACUUCACGUUAAGUAAUUUACGCGCCGCGGUUGUAAAUACAUAGAGGUUUUUAAUUCGUGUCAGAGUUCAAAGUUGCAAGUGAAAAACCCUACAUACCAUUCAUCAUAUUUAUAUGUGUGUGCGUGUAUAUGCAAGUGCAGCUGCCGUGUGUGAGUAAAUUUGUGUGUGUGUGUUGAAAACAGAAUUUUGGCAGCAGAAUCUUCAACACAGCAGCAGAACACGAAAUUGAAGUGCGUUUAAUACAUGAAUUUGCGAAAAACUUAAAUAGAAAACGGUGCAGCGCGCCAGCAGCAGCAGCAGCAGCGGCGGCCAGAGAUGACGUAAACGACAACAACAACAACUACAACAUAAAUAACAACAACAACAAAAAUAAAACUACAACGAGUCGAAAAACAUUAAUUUGAUCAACCCCUGCAUCGAGCAGUCUUUGGAAUUGUUUAACGCCCCGUAACGAAUAACGAAUUUUGAAAUUGUAUUCCAUAUCGAAGUCGGUUUUGGUCUAUAUAGAUUAUGAACCUAGCCAUUAUGAGGUCGUCGGUCUUAUCAGCGAAGUGCAAUCGAGGCGCAACGUGGCCAAUUUUAUUGCUCUGUUUGCUGCUGGCGGCGGCGGCGGCAAACGCUGAGCGGGACUUCAAUGUGAACGACUCUCAGGUGCCCGUCAUAGAGCCCAAAGAUGCGCCCGCCUACCAGCAGGAUCCAUAUGUGACAGAGCUAAUGCACUGCCAGCAGUCACAGCCGGAGAUUGUGCUCUCGCUGCUCCUGAGGAAGCACGACUGGAGCGAACUUAGCCUGGCCAAGCGUGCGCAUGUUCAAGCCAAAUUGGCCAAGUUCUUUGCCAUACCCAAGGAAUUCAUUACGUUGGAUUCGGUCUCGAAACGGGAACUGGGCAACAUGCACAAGCUGGCCAUGCGCAAGGGCGGCAAGGGCCAAAAGCAUGUGGAAACUGCGAAUCGUCGUUUGGGUCGCGCCAGUUUUAUGAUCGGCUGUGGCUCGAGUUACUUCAGCAUGGGUGAGCCAAUAGCCAAGCAGAUACCCCACCAAAUCAAGGAUGGCACCAUUGGCGCCCUAACGGAGGAGAACUUUGGCCUGUGGUUUAUAUGGCGCAAGGAAUUGAAGUCCAGAUCCCAACGAAAGCGACGUCAGUCGGAGGGCAGCGGCGACGAGGAUGACUACGACUAUGGCGAGGAUGACGAAGACCCGGCCGCUGAACUAGUCACGGUUGUGCCCACAUCGCAUGCGCAUCGACAUCACCAUGGCGCGUCGGAGCACGAGGAGAACCCGGGCAUGGCCAGCUCCUCGGCAUCCUCCUUGCCAGCUAGCAAAUUGGACGAGGAAAUCGAAGAAAGUGUCUCCAAAUUGGAGUCUGUCAUUAGCAAAACCAUUGAGAAUACCAAGAAUAUCAAGGAGCUGCCGGUGCUCAAUGUCGACGAUGAUGUCGAGGACGUUGAGGAUGUUGAGCUGCAGCAGCUGGGCCAGACGCCGCAGAGGCAACAGCUGGGCGUGCCCGCAGCGCCGGUGAUUGUGGAGAAUGAAAAUGGGCUCGGCAAUGAGCUGGAACUCAAAACGGGCCGCGAGCAACAGCAGCUGGAGCAGGAGCUGCAGCCAACCACAACAACAGCUGCGCCUGGCAGCAGCAGCAGUAGCUCCUCCAUGGCAACGGUAAACCUAGACGCAGAAGACAACAACAACAACAACAACCAGGUUGACACUGCGGCCGUCGCUGUUGAUGUAGCUGAGCACGCUGCAACGAGCACCUCACAUACGACCACGAACCACAACAACAACAACAACAAUUUAACACCUGCCACACCAGGCACACCUAUGCCAGCGUUUGUCCAUGCCCAAACCGAGUCUGAGUCAUUUUCACCAUACGAUGCCAGCUCCUCCAUGUCCCAUCCAAGCAUUUACUCCCCAUCCUCAUCCCCCGCGAUUGCAUCAACCAUCGAAACUGUCGAAUCGUCUGCCUCCUCCACCACCACCACCACCACCACCUCCACCAGCAGCAGCAGCAGCGGAAGUAAUCCUGUUCCUCCUGGCAUCACAUCCCCAGCCACAGCAUCAGCCUCCGCAUCAGCUUCAGCCUCAGCCGCUGGUCCACCAAGCACACCAAGUGUCGUAGACUUUGAUAUGGCUAACACUCUCACAACAACAACAGAAACUGCACCAUCAUCAUCUUCAACGUCAUUAUACCCAGCAACUUCAUCAUCAUCAUCACCAACAACAACAACAACAACAACAAUUGCAACUAUGCCAACAACAACAACAGCAACAACAACAACACAAUCACAAACGCCAAAGGCAGGAGAUGCUGUAGACGCCCUCGAAGCCGCCAGCAAUAGCAGCGUGCCCAAUCUGGCCAGCAAUGAGCUGGCAACGUCGGCGUCGACGACGACCCGACAGCCGCAGCUGGAGGUGAGCAGCAGCUCGACGGAUGCCUCCACGGAUUAUGUGGAGCUGCGGCAGGAGAAUAGCGUGCCCAUCAUUAAAAUGCGUCUGCAGAAGCUGGCUGUGCCGUCGGGCAAGUCGUUCAGUUUUGUUGUGCCCACGGAAACGUUUUUCGAUGCAGAGGAUCAAACCAAUCUGCGACUGGAGCUAACCGACAAGGAUGGCCACGAGCUAAAGCCCACAUCCUGGCUCCAAUUCAAUGCCGAUAAACGCGAGCUCUACGGCCUCCCACUGGACGAUGCCGUGUCGCGCUGGCAGUAUCGCCUCUCGGCCACAGAUUCCGGCAAUGCCAGCGUCACGGAGACUGUGGAGAUCAGUGUGCAGCAGCAUCGCGCGGUGCGCACCAUCAAUCAUGAGAUCAGCAUUGCGGUGCGCAUCAAUGAGAAGCACGGCCACAACAUCGACUGGCAGCUGGAGCUUAUAAAGGCCGUUGCGCACACGCUGGAGGAUGGCAACAGCUCGGCGCUGGUGGUGCGCGAGAUACGACAGACGCUGCAGGAUCCGCAGAGCGCCAGCUUUAUCUACUUCAAUGAGACGCUGCCCACCAGUGACUGUCCCGAAACGGAGCUGAAUGAGCUGGUGCAGCGCUUGGAUGUGCAGCGUUUGAAUCAGCUGGUGCAGCCGUUGCUGAGCAUCAAGUCUGUGAUGGGUCAGCUAAUUGGCGCUUGCCAAAAGACUGAGCUAGCCAAAAUAAAGCCCACAACGCACAUGUCCACGAAUUUGCCGCCCAUGCCGCGCAACCAGGUGGAUCGUGUGAAUGCCUCCGUUGGCCAGUUGCUCGUUUACAAGGUGCCCAGCGACACGUUCUACGAUCCCAACGACAAUGAGUUGACGCUCACGCUGAAGACCAAGGAGCACAAGGAGCUCAGCACACGCCACUGGCUGCAGUUCGAUUCGAAGAAUCAGGAAUUCUAUGGCAUACCCAAGAGCGGCGACAUUGGCACCGAGGAGUAUCUGCUCAUGGCCGAGGACAGCGGCGGCCUAACUGCCAACGAUGCGCUCGUCGUUGUCGUCACCCAUACGCCCAAAAAGGACUAUGCCAUACUGUACAAGGCAUAUCUGGCCAUACGCCACGAGAACUUCAAUGCGGAACUGCAGCGUAAAUUUGUGGAGCGCAUUGCCCAGCUGCAUGGCGAUGCCAAUACCAAUCAGAUUUUGGUGCGCUCCAUUACCACGCACCAUGACUCGGAUGGGACAAUUGUCAACUUUUACAAUGCUUCGCUGUAUAAGACGCACAAUCGCUGUCCCGACAAGGAGAUGGCCGCCACGCGCAACAUCUAUCUGAGCAGCGAUAUGAUGCCAAGUCUCAGCGUGAAGAAAGCACUUGGACCGGAGCUAAAUCUGACCAGCUUCACGGUGGUGCCCUCCGGCACCUGUCAUCAUGCGGAGAACAGCGACAUCAGCCAGCACGAGUACAUACCACCGCGCACCAAGGAGCCGAGCCUGAAGCCAACCUUUCCCGAUGAGUAUUUCGCCACCUUCAUACUGCCCGCUGUUAUUAUUGUGGUCAUGAUAUUGCUGGCAUCUAUCGUAGCCUGCUGUUUGCAUAGACGCCGCCACAAGAGCGGCAAAAUGGAAUUGGGCGAUGAGGAGGAGCGUAAAUCGUUUCGGACCAAGGGAAUACCUGUUAUCUUUCAGGACGAGUUCGAGGAAAAGCCCGAAAUAGGCAACAAGAGUCCAGUCAUACUUAAGGAUGAGAAGCCGCCACUGUUGCCGCCCUCGUACAACACCUCCAAUAUGAAUGGUGACAACGAUGUCGAUGAGUAUGUGCCACCGCCGGCUGUGGUGCUGGGUGGACGCGAGGUGCGAGGGAAAUCACCGGCAACGCCCUCAUAUCGCAAGCCACCGCCAUAUGUAUCGCCAUAAAUGUGUCAACAGCAGCAGCAGCAGCAGCAACAACAACAAUAAGAGCAGCAACAACAACAAUAAUCACUAUUAAUCAAUUCUUAACAAAAACAAAAUGAAAAACAAAAACAAUUUACAAUCUUAAUCAAAGAUAUCUUUCGCACCCUCGAUAUCAACGUUAUCAACGUUAACUCAAAAGUUGUUCUGAAUUUGAAUUGAGGUGCAAGUCGACAGCCCCGCCCACAAUUAUGAUAAUAUUUAUGAAACGGUAUUAUGUACGGACACAACUGUAAAACAAUCAAUUAACGAUUUCAAUACGCGACUUGGCUAACAACUUAAGCUAAAACUAAAAAAAAAACUAAACAUUUAAGUAAAACUAACUAUGCUGCAUAUAAUUUAUCUAGUAUGUACCUUAACUUAUAUGUAUACACACACACACACACACACACACACCCACACACACUAACCCACACACUUUAGUAAGCAAGCGAAAGAGCUUGAAAAACACACACACACACACGCGAACCCUUUUAUAGGAGCGCAUUUAAAGCACGUUGAAACGCGGCCAGCCGCUGUUUGACCCAUGCCCUUUGCCCAGGCUCGACCUUUAUGUAUCUAACUAUUUAUUAUUUUUAGUUAUUGUAAGAAUUAAUGUGCAGCUAACAGACGCUCGGCUUGAGCUAUUUAAGCCGAAUUGUUUGGUCCCUAUUUUUGGCCAGUACCGUCCGAAGUGUAGCAGCAACAGCUCACCUGUAAAAUUCUCUCCCCUUCAAAAGCUGGCCGCUGCCCAGGAAAUUUCUAUUUUUCGUUGAGGGGGCCAACACGCUAGCCACAUUCUAUAUGCAGCUUGAACUUGUUGGCCGUCUAGUAUUAUAUCAUAUCAUAUAUUAACAAUGGCAGUCACUUGAGCAGGGGGCAUCUCGCUUCAAUUUUGCAUUUAGUUUUUAAGAAGCAAUCGUUUUUAUAAUGAUUAACUUUUUAAAUUUAUGCUAUACUCGAUACAGCUGCCAAUUGAAUAGUGAGUACGUUCACAAAAUUAAUUUAUAAACAAACAAACAAAGAAACAACUACAAAUCAAAAUAAUAGUACAUAUUCCGAAUUCCUAUAGUUGCCCCACAAGUGCUUCCUCCAUACCACCAAAAUCAAACCCAAAACGUAAUGAUCUACAACAACACACAGACAACACACACGAAAACACACACAAAGUAUAUCAAAUCAUUACUUAAAGUAGCCCCCCUUAGUUAUUAAUUGAUUUUACAAAACCCUAUAUGAUUAGAAUAUACACGUAUUUAUACAUAUAUAUAUAUACUUAAACUUAAAAUUACUUGAGAAGGAACCAUUUGAAUUGUACUAAAAACUGCAUAUUUUAGCUAUGUAGUGAGUAUGUCCAUUGAUUUUUAUAUACGAGACCGUCAUCUAUGUAAGUUAGAGCAAUAUUUUGUCUGAGGAAAAAAAAAACAAAUGAAUGAAAAAACCAUUAUAAGAAACAAAUUACUUAAUGAACAAACGAAAUGGAAAAAGGAAAGUUAAAGAAAAUGCGACCGCAAUGCGGCGUAAAGCCUAUUAAAUUAAGCAUAUAGCAUAUAUGUACGAUUAUGUGUACUAAAUUGAGUAAAUUGUAUAAGCUCAUUAAGCCUAAAAUAUUUACACUGUAUUUUGUAACAACAACAACACACACACACACAACAAUAACGGUAUCAAUUUAUUUUGAAUAAAAAAUGCCAAAGAUAAA
Messenger RNA from Drosophila montana, 6131 nucleotides. It is a transcript of the gene Dg, whose product is annotated as Dystroglycan. The record is from RefSeq and is a predicted model, not a curated record. Gene Ontology annotation, molecular function: laminin binding; calcium ion binding. The coding region runs from base 620 to 4420 and encodes 1266 amino acids. Gene Ontology annotation, cellular component: dystrophin-associated glycoprotein complex; sarcolemma; dystroglycan complex. The transcript has 13 exons. Lineage: Eukaryota; Metazoa; Arthropoda; Insecta; Diptera; Drosophilidae. Gene Ontology annotation, biological process: nerve development; morphogenesis of an epithelium; axon guidance.